Molecule: messenger RNA, 1560 nt
Organism: Bipolaris zeicola 26-R-13
Lineage: Eukaryota; Fungi; Ascomycota; Dothideomycetes; Pleosporales; Pleosporaceae
Exons: 2
Coding region: 1-1560 (519 amino acids)
Biological process (GO): intracellular polyamine homeostasis; transmembrane transport
Molecular function (GO): polyamine transmembrane transporter activity
Source: RefSeq, a predicted model, not a curated record
AUGUAUCCUGCCACUAGUCCGGCUGACGGAGACGUACCGACACGAGAGAAACCGAUCGCGGCUUCGAUAGCCAGUGAAGACGUCAACCCAGCACUCGUACCCAGGAGCCAACGGACAGGGCUACUGGCCCGCUUGGCUGUGGUCGCUGAAGUUGACGACGCUAAGCAUUAUGCUCGCAGAACAAAGUGGCUCAUCACUUGCGUUGUCGCUGCGGCCGCUGCUGCUGCUCCGAUGGGCAGUUCUAUCAUCUUACCUGGCCUUUCGCGAAUCGACAUUGAGUUCAACUCUCCAUCCACUGUGACCAAUCUUGCGGUUGCCUUGUAUAUGCUUAGCAUGUCUAUCUUCCCACUUUGGUGGAGUAGCUUCUCUGAAAUUCUCGGGCGAAGGACAAUCUACCUGGUCUCCUUCUUUGUCUUCGUAAUAUUCAACGUCUUGAGCGCUGUCAGUGUUAACAUUGCCAUGUUCAUUGUCAUGCGCAUUCUCUCUGGAGGUGCUGCCGCGUCGGUACAAGCAGUUGGUGCUGGUACAAUCGCCGAUAUCUGGCACGUCAAAGAACGUGGCAACGCCAUGUCCAUGUUUUACUUAGGUCCUCUAUGCGGCCCUCUUGUCGCUCCGAUCAUUGGCGGAGCACUGACUCAAGGACUCGGCUGGAGAAGCUGCAUGUGGUUCAUGACCAUUUAUGGCGCAGUUCUCUGGUUCUUUGUGCUUUUCUUUCUGCCAGAGACACUUAAAUCUACAAGCCUGCCUGCACCCACCACAUCAUCCCUGACCGACGCAAGAGCGCCCCUAUCACGCAUUAGCACAAGACAAAGCAUAGCCCUAAAGUCGAGAGGCUACAUUACGGUCCUCCGCCAGUGGUUCGUCGACCCUCUCGCUAUUGUCCUGCACCUUCGCAUACCUGCCGUAGCGUUGGUUGUUUACUACGCGAGCAUCACGUUCGGUUCUCUAAACGUCCUGAACAUUUCUGUUCAACAAACCUUUGACUCAGAACCAUAUCACUUUCCCACCAUUAUUGUGGGCCUGCUUUAUAUUCCGAACUCCUUGGGCUAUUUUGUUACAUCCUUCCUGGGCGGCAAAUGGGUCGACAAGAUAAUGGCUCGCGAGGCUAGGAAGGCGAACCGAUACGAUGAAGAAGGGCGUCUCAUCUAUCGGCCUGAAGACCGCUUGCGAGAGAAUGCAUGGCUAGGUGCUAUGAUCUUUCCUUUGGCCUUGAUCUGGUACGGCUGGUCCGCUCGCUACGGCACCUUCUGGCUCGUUCCGAUGAUUGCAAACUUUUUCUUCGGCAUUGGAAGCAUGCUGAUUUUUGCUGUGGCCACAACUAUGCUCACUGAGUUGAUGCCUAAGAAAGCUAGUCACGGUAUCGCCUUGAACAAUUUUGUGCGCAACAUUUUCUCAUGUGUAGGCAUCUUCGUCGCUAGCCCGUUGCUGGAUUGGUGCGGAAAUGGCUGGCUAUUCACCUUUCUCGGAGUGUGGUGUCUGAUUUCUGGUGUCUUGGUCAUCUGGAGCAUCACAAGGUACGGUGAGAGAUGGAGGGCUAGAGCUGCCGAAUCGAUGAGUUGA